Messenger RNA from Drosophila busckii, 372 nucleotides. RefSeq lists its product as uncharacterized. NCBI's taxonomy places the organism in Eukaryota, Metazoa, Arthropoda, Insecta, Diptera, Drosophilidae. The transcript is spliced from 3 exons. The coding region runs from base 88 to 321 and encodes 77 amino acids. The record is from RefSeq and is a predicted model, not a curated record.
GCGCGUGGUAAACAACGCAAGCAACGGGCGCAGUCGCAGUCGUGGGCAGCAAAUAAUCAAAAACGAAUUUAUACGCAAGUCCAAGUCAUGGCAAAUCGGAAUACGCUGCUGUUGCCUCUCUUUCUACUAAUUGUUGCAUUUGUUGCGCAUGCUGCAUAUGCUGCAGUCCAACCCAAAGCGCCUAACUUUCAAUACUUUGAAAGGCCCAAAUAUCGUUAUCCUUACUAUGAUGAAAAUGGUCGAGGUAAACUGCUUUAUGGCUACGGUGGACCAGAUUUAUAUCAAUACAAGACCUAUACACCAUUGGAGGGCAUACAUUAAGCAGCACUAGUUUCAGCGCACAUAUUUAAAAUAUACACUCUUUAUUUAUAA